AUGGGCUCGGAUAUGUUCAAGGACGACAUACCCGCGUUAGGCCGUAACACCCGGCCGCCGGUCAAGUCAAUAGGGUUAAAACGACAUGAACCACGGUUCAGUUGUGCUUUGAGCAGCGCAGUGGAGGUAGCGGUUGGAGUCGAGAUGGGACCAUCGCGAAAAGUAGCGAUGGGUGGUGCCAGCAAGGCUCGUUACCGCGACGCUGCACCGCACCGCCUCGAGAGAAGCCGCGUACGCAAUCGCACCGUGCUUCCUGUUGUUUUGACCCUAAAAUAG
Necator americanus (New World hookworm) is the source of this 276-nucleotide messenger RNA. RefSeq lists its product as uncharacterized. The transcript is spliced from 2 exons. The record is from RefSeq and is a predicted model, not a curated record. Lineage: Eukaryota; Metazoa; Nematoda; Chromadorea; Rhabditida; Ancylostomatidae. The coding region runs from base 1 to 276 and encodes 91 amino acids.